Molecule: messenger RNA, 1020 nt
Organism: Theileria parva strain Muguga
Lineage: Eukaryota; Apicomplexa; Aconoidasida; Piroplasmida; Theileriidae
Product: Dcp1-like decapping family protein
Exons: 5
Coding region: 92-994 (300 amino acids)
Biological process (GO): deadenylation-dependent decapping of nuclear-transcribed mRNA; positive regulation of catalytic activity; deadenylation-independent decapping of nuclear-transcribed mRNA
Cellular component (GO): P-body
Molecular function (GO): mRNA binding; enzyme activator activity
Source: RefSeq, a predicted model, not a curated record
CACAGAUUCUACGAUAAAUGAAGUUGAUCUUAAUUGUUCAUCAAUCGAUGAAGUAAAACAAUUAAGAGGGAGAUUAAGCUUAAAAUUAUUGAUGACUUUGGACCCUUAUAUAGAGACCAUUUUACAUCAAACGCCUUUCGUUACUGGAUAUCAUAUGACUUCGCAGGAUAAAUGGUCUAGGAUGGGAAUUGAAGGGUUUUUAUAUGUAGUAACAAGGACAAAGAGUCCCAAAUAUAGCUUUAUUUUAGUGAAUAAAAAGUCAGAAAAUCAUCUAAUCGAGCACUUGACUCCAGAAUUUCAAAUGAAUUCCAGUGGAAAUUUUAUUUUUUAUCGCAGCUUAGAUAUAACCAGAAAUUUUCUGAAUAAUCUACAAGGAUUAUGGUUCUUUGAUGAAAACGAGUGUAAAUUAACGUACGAAAAACUUGGUGAAAUUACAAAUAGAAAGUCGACUCUAGAUUUCAAUAUCAACGCCAUAAGUUCACUAUGCAGUGAACUAAAUGAAGUCAAUACUCUUAAUACAAAUACUCAGUCCAAACCAGAUGCUAGUCCAACAAGUCAAAUAAAAUCAAUUGGUUCAUUUAUACUUAAUGCUAUAAACUUUAAUAAAUCGGUUUCUAACGCUGAUUCUAAAACUUCCACUAGUCCAAAAGCUGAUACAAUUAGUAUUACUAAAAGUAUCUUUAAAACAAAUGAAACAAGUAAUCAUGAGGAAGUGGAGAAGAAAGCUGAGAAAUUGGAAGUAGAGUCAAAGAACGUUCAUGGAAAACAUCUAAUGAGUUUACUAAAAACAAGUAAAAAUGAGGAAAAAUCACCUAAACAACCACCUAAGCGUGCACCGAAAUCACCAGUAAACAGGCCUGAAACACCUCAAAGUCCUGAGACUCGAACAGUAAAAGUUACAUACGAGGGCUUAAAGAAAGUAAUUUCUGAAGUUGUACAAUCUGAAGAGUUCAUUUCACUCAUUUGGAAAAAAUUAAAUCAACACAAUCCAUAACACAAUAAUGUAAUAUAACACUGUUA